GGAGCCUCGGAGCCGCUUUUGCCGCGUUCUGCCGAGAGAAGCAAAGUUGCGGGCGGAUGCUGCCAGCGCCGGACCCCAGCCUCGGAAAGUCGGAACCGCCCCCUCUGGAGGAGCCUCGGUGGCGGAGACACUGGGAAGCUGGUGCGCUGGUGGCUGGGGACAAGAGGAGCAUGUGGGAGAAAAGAUGACCAGGGGCAGCAGCCCGGCCCUGCUCUGUCUGAGCCCAGGUGUCCCCCACCUGAACGAAGAGCCAGGUCCUGAGUGAUGCCCCCGAGCUGAGUGCCCACGGCCCCACCCUUCCCCAUGGAGAAAGGAUUCACUUUGCCCCAGGACUGCCGACACUUUCUGCACAGCCUGAGAAUGAGGAGCAAAUAUGCCCUUUUCCUGGCUUUUGUGGUGGUGGUUUUUGUCUUCAUUGAAAAGGAAAAUAAAAUCAUAUCAAGGGUCUCAGACAAGCUUAAGCAGAUCCCCCAAUCGCUGGUAGAUGCCAAUAGCACGGACCCAGCCCUGGUCUUGGCUGAGAACGCAUCCCUCUUGUCCCUGAGUGAGCUGGAUUCGGCCUUCAAGCAGCUGCAGAGCCGCAUGCGAAACCUCAGUCUACAGCUGGGCAUGGAACCACCGGAGGAGGCGGAGGAGGAGGAGGCAGCGGGGGCAAAGGAGGAAGAGGCUGCAGCUGAGUGGGAACAGGAGCAGGAGGAGCCACGCCCACCCGCCGAGGCCCCGCCCCGGCGCCAUGUGCUCCUCAUGGCCACCACGCGCACCGGCUCCUCGUUUGUGGGCGAGUUCUUCAAUCAGCAGGGCAACAUCUUCUACCUCUUCGAGCCGCUGUGGCACAUUGAGCGCACGGUGUCCUUCGAGCAGGGGGGUGCCAACGCUGCAGGCUCGGCCCUGGUCUACCGCGACGUGCUCAAGCAGCUCUUCCUGUGCGACCUGUACAUCCUGGAGCAUUUCAUCACCCCCCUGCCGGAGGACCACCUGACCCAGUUCGUGUUCCGCCGGGGCUCCAGUCAGUCACUCUGCGAGGACCCGGUCUGCACGCCCCUCAUCAAGAAGGUCUUUGAGAAGUACCCCUGCAAGAACCGCCGCUGCGGCCCCCUCAACAUGACGCUGGCCGCUGAGGCCUGCCGCCGCAAGGAGCACAUGGCGGUCAAGGCUGUCCGCAUCCGGCAACUGGAGUUUCUGCAGCCGCUGGCCGAGGACCCCCGGCUGGACCUGCGCGUCAUCCAGCUGGUGCGGGACCCCCGCGCGGUGCUGGCCUCCCGCAUGGUGGCCUUCGCCGACAAGUACGAGACCUGGAAGAACUGGCUGGCCAAGGGACAGGACCAGCUGAGGGAGGAGGAGGUGCAGCGGCUGAGGGGCAACUGUGAGAGCAUCCGCCUGUCCGCCGAGCUGGGUCUGAAGCAGCCGGCGUGGCUGCGGGGCCGCUACAUGCUGGUACGCUACGAGGACGUGGCCCUCAGGCCGCUGCAGAAGGCCCAGGAGAUGUACCGCUUUGCGGGCAUCCCUUUGACCCCGCAGGUGGAGGACUGGAUCCAGAAGAACACCCAGGCGGCCCACGACGGCAUCUACUCCACGCAGAAGAACUCCUCGGAGCAGUUUGAGAAGUGGCGCUUCAGCAUGCCCUUUAAGCUGGCGCAGGUGGUGCAGGCUGCCUGCGGCCCCGCCAUGCGCCUGUUCGGCUACAAACCCGUGCGAGAUGCCGCCUCGCUCUCCAACCGCUCCGUCAGCCUGCUGGAGGAGCGCGGCAUCUUCUGGGUCACGUAGGGGGCCCGGGGCGAAGAGCACCCCUCCUGGUGAUAGUCCCGUCCUGCCUGCCUCACCCAGGCGAGGGGGGAGACCACAGUGCCCGCAGUGGGCGGGCGGGAAGCGCAGGAAGCGGUGGGGGGGAGUAGGCGGUGCCUCGGCUGUAGAAGUUCAGCCCCCCAGCCUGCCCGCUUCCCGGGCCGCCUGCCCGCUGCAGCUGCCGGUCUGGGGCUUCUGCUGAGCACAAGACAGUGGCUGGUCCUUUUGAGGGCUGUCAGACCCAGACCGAAGGGAUGGUGGUCUCCUGAGCAGACCCAGGCAGGCCUGGGCCUACUGACAAUCCUUUUCUCUCCUGUCUCUCCCAUACACACACACACACACACACACACACACACACACACACACACACACUC
This is a messenger RNA of Phacochoerus africanus (Common warthog), 2156 nucleotides long. RefSeq names its product carbohydrate sulfotransferase 3 (gene CHST3). Gene Ontology annotation, cellular component: Golgi membrane. The coding region runs from base 304 to 1764 and encodes 486 amino acids. The record is from RefSeq and is a predicted model, not a curated record. Gene Ontology annotation, molecular function: N-acetylglucosamine 6-O-sulfotransferase activity; chondroitin 6-sulfotransferase activity. The transcript is spliced from 4 exons. NCBI's taxonomy places the organism in Eukaryota, Metazoa, Chordata, Mammalia, Artiodactyla, Suidae. Gene Ontology annotation, biological process: carbohydrate metabolic process; N-acetylglucosamine metabolic process.